Molecule: messenger RNA, 9213 nt
Organism: Acanthochromis polyacanthus (spiny chromis)
Lineage: Eukaryota; Metazoa; Chordata; Actinopteri; Pomacentridae
Product: nucleotidyltransferase MB21D2
Exons: 2
Coding region: 564-2087 (507 amino acids)
Source: RefSeq, a predicted model, not a curated record
AAAUGUAUUCACAGUUUUACUAUAUGCUUUUAAUGUAUUGUGUUAUUAUAAACUUUGAACUGUAUGUUUUAUCACUUGACACGUUUUGUUUGUUUUUAGGAUGACUAUUUUACAUCUGUCCAGGGACUACAGAUGAAAAAUAGCCUUUUGGCUAAUUCUGGUGCAUUGACAGAAAUGUUCAUUAAUGCACACUGUUCUAAAUAAAAAGGGGGCAUAUUUUACUAUUCUUUCCCCUUAUAUUACAUAAAAUAAAUUAAAUUAAAUAUGCAAAUAAAAGAGGCUGUCUUGUUCCCUCUACAUUAAAUUAAAGUUUUUUAAAAUUAAAUGGGAACGAGAUGUGCAAUUUCUUCCCCUAAACUAAAUUGAAUUACUUUAAAUACAUUAAAUGUAGGAUAAGGAAAUGAUGACAAAUUUUCGCUUCCGGAAGUGCCCAACGCCUUUAUUUUGAAGGCGUCCACCAACGCAGCUGUUUCCGCUGCUUGUGUUUGGUGUGGCUCGGUUCGGCUCCGUUCGGCUCAGCUCGGCUCGGCUCGGGACAGACCAGCAGCGGUAGUGAACCUGUGAUGGCGGCCCCUGCUCUCUCCGGUCGGGCUGGCUCGGCGGGCAGCCUCGGGAACAGCCCCACCAUGGCGGGCGGUCGGCUGCCUCACGGCGGCGGCGGAGGCGGAGGCGUCGGGCCCGAGCUCGACUUCAGGUCGGCGGCCCGCAUGGAGGACCUGAACCGACUCAUCCAGGAGUUUAGCAAGCACGACCAGCGGGAGUACGACGACCAGCGGGCUCUGGAGAUCCACACGGCCAAGGACUUCAUCUUCUCCAUGCUGGGAAUGGUGCAGAAGUUGGACCAGAAGCUGCCGGUGGCCAACGAGUACCUCCUCCUGUCGGGUGGCGUCCGGGAAGGCGUGGUGGACAUGGACCUGGACGAGCUCAGUGUCUACGCCCGUGGUACAGACUACGACAUGGACUUCACCCUGCUGGUCCCGGCGCUCAAACUCCACGACCGAAACCAGCCGGUGACGCUGGACAUGAGGCACUCGGCGCUGGGCCACUCCUGGCUCAGUCUCCGCCUCUUCGACGAGGGAACCAUCAACAAGUGGAAGGACUGCUGCACCAUCGUCGACCACAUCAAUGGCACCACCAACUACUUUUUCUCCCCGACGCUGGUGGCUGACUGGUUCUACCAGUCCAUCUCCCUGGUGCUGCUGGAGGUGCAGAAGAAGCCACAAAGGGGAAUGCCGAGGGUGGAGAAGGUGGAGCGGAACGGUACCAUCAUCUCUGUCAUACUGGGCGUCGGCAGCAGCCGGAUGCUCUACGACAUCGUCCCUGUUGUAUCUUUCAAGGGCUGGCCGGCCGUCGCUCAGAGCUGGCUGAUGGAAAACCACUUCUGGGACGGGAAGAUCACAGAAGAGGAGGUGAUCAGCGGGUUCUACCUGGUUCCUGCCUGCUCCUACAAAGGCCGCAAAGAGAACGAGUGGCGCCUGUCGUUCGCCCGCAGCGAGGUGCAGCUGAAGAAGUGCAUCUCGUCCAGCCUAAUGCAGGCAUACCAGGCCUGCAAAGCCAUCAUCAUCAAGCUGCUGUCGCGCCCCAAAGCCAUCAGCCCGUACCACCUGCGCAGCAUCAUGCUGUGGGCCUGCGACCGCCUCCCCGCCAAUUACCUGGCACAGGACGACUUCUCCGCCCACUUCCUGCUCGGCCUGAUCGACGACCUGCAGCACUGCCUCGUCAACAAGAUGUGCCCCAACUACUUCAUCCCUCAGUGCAACAUGCUGGAGCACCUGUCGGACGAGACCGCCAUGCUUCAUGCCCGCAAGCUGUCCUCCGUGCGCUCCGACCCGGCCGAGCACCUGCGCACUACCAUUGAGCACGCCAAGGCCGCCAACAGGCUGACGGUGGAACUGCAGUGGCGAGGCAGCGCCAACAACCUGCCGUCGCCGCAGUCGGACGCCGGUGGCGAGAACCAGCCCGAUGAUCGGCUGGCCAAGAAGCUGCAGCAGCUCGUCACGGAGAAUCCUGGGAAAUCCAUCUCGGUCUUCAUCAACCCGGACGACGUCACGCGGCCGCACUUCCGCAUCGACGACAAGUUCUUCUGAGACUGAGAACCUUCGCCUCCUCUUCGUCCUCUCGGCCUUCCUCCUCCUCGCCCAGUGCCCCGCCUCCUCUGAAACUUUAUUUUUUACAUUUUUUUAUGUUUCUCUGCCACAGAGUGAAGUGCGGUGAUCGUCCAGUUGUGUCUGCCACAGUUUUUUAUUUUUUUAUUUUUAUUUUUCUAUUCCCCGUCCCUGCGUCCCUCCUCUUUCACUGUGUGCCCUGUGUUUUUUACCUGCUCGAUGCCUUUUAAAUAGACAGCUGAUUUAUUAGCAGGUUGUUUUUAACAAUGAAGGACGGGACAUAAAUCCACCUUUGAGAAGGAACUGCUGUCAGGACGGUAGUUUGAUGAAAAUAUCAGGGAUCCUGGAAAUGAGACGAAUCUAGCAACUCCUGAAAACAUCAUGAUGGCUUGUGCACUCUGGCCAGUAGUUUUGGUAGCCAUGUUUUCUUUACCAAACUGACAAAAUUACACAAUUUAUCAUCCAGAAACUGUAACAACAGAAAUAAUUAUUAGAUUUUCAACUUUCAGACAGUUUUUGAACUACUCAUCUGUUGCGUGUCUUCAGGAAACUUGACCAAAUCUUAGCUUAAAAUUCUUAAGUUUAGAAAAUUGCUAAAUCUGAACCGUUAGCUCUCACCAGAUUCUAUAAAUAAAAAAAAUUCUGUGCUUGUUGGUACAACGGUGAGUCCAUCAGCGACUCAGCUGUGACCAACAGUCAUGUGACAAAAAUUCAGGGGUUUUUCAGCUAAGCUUCGGCUUUUACAUCUUGCAAAAUGUCUUGAAUCAGUUACAGGUUUGGUUCAGUGUCCUUAUUUUUGGCAAUUUUUUAAAUAAUUUUUAAUACGACAAAAAAUAAAAUGGAUUUUGUUAAAAUAUUGAGUUUAAGCUUAGAUUUGGUCACGUUUGCUAACAAAACUGCCAAUCUGUGAUCACGAGAUUAGUUCAUGGACUUGUGUAAAGGUUGAAAAUCCAAUAAUUCUUUUGGGCUAAGCAGUUUCGUGCUGAUAAAUAUGAUCAUUUUGGCUGUUUUUAAAAAGUUAACACGCCUUCAAAACCCUCAAAACACAAACCUCUCCAACAUUCAAUCUGACUUUGCUCUUAUGAACCGCUCAGAUUCGGGAGUUGCGAUGAGUGUCGGGUCCAGCAGUGAAGGCAGCAGCGUUGGUUCUGGAGGUGGGUUUGGUCCCUCUGAGGAAUGUCUUAGCCCCGCUGGGGGACGAUGGUACUAACGUCUUAGAAACUAACUGUAAAUAGCAAAAACACUGACCGAUGUGUGUAGACAGAAAGGGAAAUAGACUGACGAUGAUUUGUGGACUACUUUUUUCGUCUAAUUUUGCACAGAAUGUAAAAAAAGAAAACACCACUUUUCCUCUCGAUGGAGGACGUUGUGUCGUCCUAGUUCUCAAAUAUCAUAUCAGUGACACUUUACUGGGAAACGGUCGCACUGCACGCUUUAAAUGUGUUUAUUAACCAACGGAACUGCAGCCGGGUCACACUGGAACCCAGUCUGACUUCAGAGAUGGUGAUCUGCUCGAAUUCAUCUCUUUAGAGCUGGUUAAAAAAAAAAGCACCUAAACUGUUAAAAUUCCGAUGUUUGGGAGUUUUACACCUUCCAAGUGCAAAGCUUUAUUUUGCAGAAAUUUGUAGGUUUAAAUCAGUGCACUGUGCAGCUCUGAACACUCAGGUUAAUCCGCUGCGUAUCGACUGACCAGGUAAAGUGUCACCGAAUGUUCCUUUAGACAUACUAUCACCGACAUCCCGUCACUUUCUUUCGUCUUCUCUGUUUCAAUAAUAUAAGCUUCACUGUGUUUUUAAACCCUACUGAUAUUUUUUCUGUUCUGCUGCUUCUGUCUGUAUCGAGGGUUUGACUCGGUUCUCGACUCAACCAGCUCAGAUUUAAAUAAGACCCGACCACAGCUUCACCAUGUUCUGAAACUCUUAAACUUGCCUUUAUUAUAAAGAAUCGAGAACAAGUUUGAUCCUGGACAAGAAUGAGGAAGACAGUGGAGAUUAAGACGCAUACAUACCACCUAGUAUUUACAACAUUCUUCUUUCCACCUGGAAGUUCUUGAGGGUCUAUGGGAUGUAAACUUCCUCCCCAACAAGCUUGCAUACUCAAUAGUAGUUGAGUCGAGCAGAAGAGCCCUCCAAACUGGCUAGAAAAGUAGUACAACAACAAAAACUAAGAGUCUUUAGUGAUGAGAAGGACAUAUAAUGAAGGCGUCGUUCUUGCCAUCUUAAGAAAGUAAAAGAAGUCAGUUUAAUAUGUUAUGAAUCUCUAUGUCGGUUAAAAUUUGCGUCUACUACGCCACAACCAACUACAAGGGCUGUAGUGUACAAAGCUGACUAGAAAGUAGUAAUAAAACAACUACAGGGUGGCAAAGAAGUUUAAAGAAGGUUUAAAACUGGCCAUCUUGAGAAGGUAAAUAAGUCAGUAUGAUACUUCCCGAUUGCUGCCCAAAAUUUGUGAUUUAUUGAAGUAUUUCCGAACUACCAAUAUACUUUCUAUGUACAAGUCUUCAUGUACAUAGAAAGUAUAACAUUGGCCUUAUGCUACUUUCUAGUUUGCUCAGCCUUACACUACUACUCCAGAAGCACUACUUUCCACGUGCAGCAUAAAAUUUGUGCACACCUGGGAUAUGUAGACACUAAGUUUUAGAAUUCAUGAAGCUAAAAUUUCUUCAAAUUGGGAAUUUUUAUACUGCAGAAUUCAUACUACAUAAACUCUAAAUGGUAGAGGCCCCAGACUGGAGCCCUGAGGAACUCUGCUCAGAUUUACUCUCAACAAAGCUCCACUUACAUGAAAGAGAAACAGAACUUAAUGCUCAGUUGUACUUCUUCAAGCUACAUGUACGUUGGGAUUUGUACUGCAGAUCUAUAUCUGAAAUGGAAACUUCAAGCAGACUAGAAAGUAGUAAAAAAACAACAACUAUGCAGCUACAACAGAGUUUAAGUGAGGCUUAAAUCUGACUGAUUCGCCUCGAUGUCUGGAAGUCUUGAGGUGUCCAAGAUGCAGCAUCGGUUGGUGUCAAAGACUACACAGAAAAUAUGGCUGUAGCUCUGGAAAAUGAAACCAAUCAAGAUUAGCCUGCAUUCUUACUAACAGCCAGCAGGGGGUGACUCUUGUAGUUGCAAAAAGAAGAGAAAAUGACUCAACUUUAAGUUUAAGUCUCCUGAAAUGCAGCAUGGCAUCAAUUUACUAAACCGUGUCCUUAUUUAGAGGAAAAUAGCCGAUAAAGCAAAGUAUGUUUAGGGCGGCCCCACCUUGUGAUCCACAGUUGGCCUGUCAAAUGUGGUUUAAAAAGAGAUUCCAAACCUGAAAACACAUGACCACAAACCAAAAGGAAACAUCGUGGCGACUUCCUGUGACUUCCAUUCAUCGGUGUGUUGGGUUUUCUGGUUCACGUUGACAUUGUGUGGUCAUUAAAGUUGAUAGAAACAUUCUGAUGAAGCUACAGCCAUCUUCAUCUUGGCAUGUUGCAGUAAACUUAUAGAAAGUUAAAUAUGCAAUUACCGUAUUUUCACGACCAAAAGGCGCACUGUACCAAAAGGCGCAGUCUCAGUUAUGUGUGCCAUUACUGUAUUUAAAACACACAUAAGGCGCACCUGAUUAUAUGGCGAGGGUUUUAUAUACAAUCCACGCCCACACUUCCCCCUUUAACGUUCUCAUGGUGUCCUCUACUACGUCGGCCUUACAACAACAACACCACACACAAGCAUACAAGUGUGCGUUUUUAUAGAGCCGGAGCAAAACUGAGUUUGGUUGUGCUUUAUUUAAGUAUUGAUUACAAAGUACUAACAUUUUUUUAAUCAUCAAUAGUCGCGGGCAUGGUAAAACACAGAUAAAACAAGCACACAAGUGUGCGUAUUUAAAAAUAGAGCGGGAGCAAAACUGAGUUUGGUAUUCACAUUUUCUUUUUUACCGGUAAUCGUCAUCAAUCAAACCCAUGGAAGUCCUCAUCCUCUGUUUCUGAAUUGAACAGCUGCGCUAAACCGCCAUCAAACAUGCCAGGUUCACUUUCUUCACUGUCAGUCACUUUCCGUGCCGUGCGGCGCUUCGGAAAUGAUGCCGGCUUUUGCGAAAGCUCGAACAACAGUGCCAGCAGACACGUUAGCCCAAGCAUCUACAAUCCAUUCGCAAAUUGUGGCGUAACUCGCCCGGCGCUGCCUUCCACUCUUAGUGAAACUGUGGUCUCCAUCGGUCAUCCAUCGCUCCCACGCCGCUCGCAGCCUUACUUUGAACGGCCGGUUCACACCGAUGUCCAGCGGUUGGAGUUCCUUUGUCAGGCCUCCCGGAAUGACAGCAAGCUCAGAGUUCAUUUGCUUCACUUGUUUUUUCACAUCGGCUGUGAGAUGGGCACGCAUAGAGUCACAGAUCAACAGCGAUGGUGAUGCGUGGAAAAAACCACCUGGUCUACGUCCGCCUUACAACAACAACAACAACACACACAGGACACACUGCACCAUAGGGCGCGCCGCACAAUUUGAAGAAAAUCCAAGACUUUUAUGUGCGCCUUAUAGUCGUGAAAAUACGGUAGAUGAAAGUUUCACUCGUCUCACUAAUCUGAGACAGUUAGAAUUGUUGGUGUGAAAUAUGUUAAUUAAUGACCUUGUUUUGUUGGAUAUUUAGUUGAAGCUUGUAGCCUCAAUUGACCUUAACAGUCCACUACAGCUCUUAAACACUAACACUGAGGCUAAAAGUUAGCUAAUAACACUGUAUUAGAAGUCUUUGACAUUAAUAAGCUUUUUUUAAGAGCGUCCUGGCUGUUGUAGUCGGUCCUCAGCUGGUUGCGUCGAAGCCGAGUCACUCCCAGUUUCCGUCUUUUUGUUGCCACAAACAUUUCCAGGAAAAUGCCAAAAAAAAGAACAAAAAAACAAACCAACUCCUGCAGACGUCUGCCCGGCAGCGUGAUCUCCAUAUAUCCUCAUCCUCAAGUGCAAUUAGUGAAAACACACACGGAACACACACAUGUACACUCCAUGUAGCAUUACCACACUCCAGUAGGUUAAAUGACACUCCUUCACUCCCACUCAGAGGGUUUCUCACACCAUUAAAGUGCCGCACACUCUCCCGCUCAGUGGAAAUGUAAUCAGUGUGUUCUUCUGAGCUUUGUGACCUUCGACCUCUCUCUGUUUGUUCAGAACCUUUCGACUGUGAGUUUUUAUUUUCUCUGUAAUCCUGCUGCUCUGCUUUAUUCUGAUGAUGGAUUUCUUUAUGCAAUGUCGACUUGGAUGGUUUCGCCUUUCAGAUGGCAGAUCUUCCCCCAUUCUGCUAAAAUUUUUGUAUGCAAGUAUCCCUAAUUUGUCGUAAUCCCGAAUGAUAUUGACCCUUUUGUUAAACCAAGCAGCUGUAACUUGAAAUGCUCACUCCAAGAUGCCAUGAAUUCAGUUUUUCAUCAAAAGACACUAAAAUAUAGUUAAAAAUGUUCUAUUGUUUGCAGUAUUUAUUGGUCACAGAACUAAGUUUGGGUGUUUGGAUGUUGAAUAGUAAUGAUUUGAAGCCUUGUCAUACUGCAGAAUUUGGCCAAAUGAAGCAUAAUCUGAAUUAAAAGAGGCCCCACAAUUGAACCCUAAGGAACUCCAUUUAGAUUUAAGUAAAGCUCUUAUAAUUUGAAAGAAAAAUGUAAAUUAAUGUUAAGUUUUCAAAUCUUUGGUGCUGAAAUUUCCUCAAGUUAGGACUUAAAUUUAGAGGCCCUAAAAUUGAACCUUGAGGAACGCCGCUCAGAUUUGCACUGUGUCUCUGAGCAAGGCUUCAGUUUAAUAGAACUUAGAACUCAGUUUUAGUUCUUGGAGUUCGAAUUCCUUCAAUUGGGAAUUAUUUUUGCCAAAUUUGGCUGCGAUAGAGCUUAAGUUGAAUUAUUGAAUUAAUAGAGGCCCCAGAAUUGAGCCCCGAGCAACUCCGCUCAGAUUUACACUGUGUCUAUGAACAAGGCUCUAAUUACUAAAAGAAAAACACAGAUUGGUGCUCAAUUUUUGUUGGAAUUUAGGUAGAAUUCUGAAGGAACUGGGACUUAAAUUGCAGAAUUUGCCGUAAAAUUCAACCCUGAGAAACUCUGCUCAGAUUUGCAGUGUCUAUAAGCAAUGCAUCAAUUUGGUACAACUUAAAGCUCAAUUUUAAUUGCAGCUAGAAAUUCCUCAAGCUGGGGAUUAUUGUACCACAGAGUUUGGUCAAAAGAACACAAGAGGCCCCAGAAUUGAGCCCUGAGGAACUCCGCUUAGAUUUUCACUGUGUCCCUAAGCAAGGCAUUAAAACACCUAGAGCUCAGGUUUAGUUUUAGAAUUUCUUCAGUUUUAUAAUUAUUUUGCCAAAUUUGACUGUGACAGAGCAAAGGUUGUAUUGAUAGAGGCCCUGAAAUCCAACCCUGAGGAACUCCACUCAGAUUUACACUGUGUCUAUGAGCAAGGCUCUAGUUACCUUAAUGAAAAACAGAUUGGUGAAAUUGGCUUGAAAUCCCUAAUUUACAUGUAGGAUACUUAACUCUUGGCAGCAUGUGAGUCCUCAGGUUUCUGGUGUAUACAAUUUAGUAUUUAAAAUGACUCCAAAAAGCUUGAAACAUUUAACCUUCUGACCUUCUAAAAGAUGGCAGCUUCAAGUGUUGUGCACAAAAGCUGCAUCUUGUGCUUCUUUUCCAAUGUUGUUGGUAAAGUCAUUACUUUUGUGCACAGAAAAGUAAUUGUCUGUUGCGUGCAGAGUUGUGUACACAUGAAAUAACAUUAAAAUUUAUCAUUCGGGACUCCUCUGCUGUUGAAAAGUUAGAAGUAACUGAGGCAGAAAGGCAGAAAUGGUGAAUUCUAGUCAUGCAAACAUGGCGGUGAAAGGAAUCCAUGAAAUAUUAAAGUUACAUCUUAUCAGUUUUUCGCUCUGUGGCUUCCAGAAGCGUUAAACAGUUUAGAAACUUUAACCUGCUGCUCGGUUUUGCUGUAAUCAGACAAAUUAUAAAAGAAAACACGGCGUUUCUGAGCAUCGUUUUCACGUAAUUUCCACUGCGGCCACCAGGAGGCCUCGGUGAGCUCAGUUACUGUCGUGAUGGAGGGAAGCUACCGUCUGAAGGAGAACAUCUGUUGCCUCCUGUGAUGUUCAACUACUGUUGUAAAUAGCACUUGAUAAAAUAACUCAAAUUCCACAA